AUGUCUUGCGACAAUUGGACAUUAAAUUCCAUUCAAUCAAUAAUGAUGGUCUCACUAUUUUGGAUAUGCAAUCCUGCUAUUGUUGGAGGGCAGCAAAACUACUAUAUUGAAUUUACCAAUAUUAACUGCCAGCAUAACUCGUCUGCAAUUGAAACCUUAGUGUGCUCCUUGAAAAAAGCAACAGACAAUAAAACCUUAAUCAAUGGACGGCUGUUGCUGGCUAAUGACAUACCCAAUUUUUCGAUUCGUACCAUUGUGCUCUUUAAUCGCAAAAAUAUGCCUCGCAUGACCCUUGCCGACAUUACAGUGAACAUGUGUGAGGUUUUAAAUUUAAUGGUGAAGAAUAAAAUUGUCUCUUUAUACAUGGAGAAUUUUAAGAAAUAUCUCAAUGUUGUACCGAAAUGUCCUCUUUGGAAAAACUUCAAUUAUACCUUAAAUGAAUACGCUGUUGAUUUACGGGGGUUGCCCUCAUUUUUUCCUGAAGGUUCUUUCAAAUCCGUACAUCAAAUUAUCUAUGAGAAUGAACUUUCAGCCCAAAUAAAAGUCUUGGGACAAGUAAUACAUAUAAAGGAAGUCAAAACUAACAAAACAGAUGAAUAA
Molecule: messenger RNA, 600 nt
Organism: Stomoxys calcitrans (stable fly)
Lineage: Eukaryota; Metazoa; Arthropoda; Insecta; Diptera; Muscidae
Exons: 3
Coding region: 1-600 (199 amino acids)
Source: RefSeq, a predicted model, not a curated record